Molecule: messenger RNA, 4448 nt
Organism: Pristis pectinata (smalltooth sawfish)
Lineage: Eukaryota; Metazoa; Chordata; Chondrichthyes; Rhinopristiformes; Pristidae
Product: polyamine-transporting ATPase 13A3-like
Biological process (GO): intracellular calcium ion homeostasis; polyamine transmembrane transport
Cellular component (GO): late endosome membrane
Molecular function (GO): ATP hydrolysis activity; polyamine transmembrane transporter activity; ATP binding
Source: RefSeq, a predicted model, not a curated record
AUGAUCCAGCAGCACAAGUGGGAGAAGGAUCUGCUACCCAAGGCUCCAGACGUGGAAGGGGUUGAGACCCUCACCCCGGUUUUGUCUCCUCCUCCUUCCUCCAACCCCCCAUCCGACCCCCCAAUCAGCUUCGAUAACUUCGACCACCAGAAAAUCAAGUACUUGUGGAGCCAGCGGGGGCAGGAGUUCCGCAGACUGGUGGCGCUGGAUGAGGGGAUCCUGUGCUCGGCGCUCCAUGCUCACCACAGCGCUGGGCUGACCACCCUCAGCAAGGAAUACCGGAAGCUGUUCUACGGAGAGAAUCAGAUCGACGUGAAAGUGCCUUCCAUCCCCCAUCUCCUAGUAAAAGAGGUGCUGAACCCAUUCCAUGUUUUCCAAGUCUUCAGUGUGAUCCUCUGGUCCCUCGAUGAGUAUUACCUGUACGCGUCCGCCAUCGUCUUCAUGUCCGUCCUUUCCAUCUGCAUCUCCCUGUACUUUGUGAGAAAGCAAUACAUACUGUUACACGACAUGGUGGCAACUCAUAAUGUGGUACGAGUGAGGGUUUACCGUGGCAAUAAUGUGACCGAGGAAAUCUUCUCCACCGACCUGGUACCCGGUGAUGUCAUUCUCAUCCCGACCAAUGGCAUGAUGAUGCCGUGUGAUGCCGUGCUGAUCAGUGGAACCUGUGUUGUCAAUGAGAGCCUGCUGACCGGGGAAAGUGUUCCUGUCAUGAAGACCAACCUCCCAAAACCCCGCCAGGAAGCGGUGGGACCACACAGGAACGAGGUGUACAGCCCGGACAGCCACAAGCGCCACACGCUCUUCUGCGGGACAGCUGUGUCCAGACCCGUUCUACACUGGGGAGCCGGUGAAAAGCCAUCGUUGUUCCGCACAGGUUUCUACACCUCGAAGGGGCAGCUGGUUUGCUCGAUCCUCUACCCAAAGCCGACCGACUUCAAGCUUUACCGGGAUGCCUCCCGCUUCCUCUUCAGUCUGGUGUGCGUGGCUGGGAUCGGCAUGAUCUACAGCAUUGUCAGGAGCGUUGGCUCCCAGGAGGAGAUCGACCGCAUCAUCAUUGAAGCACUGGACAUCGUCACGAUCACGGUUCCUCCAGCGCUUCCAGCUGCCAUGACUGCAGGCAUCAUCUACGCUCAGCACCGGCUCAAGAAGAAGGGAAUCCAUUCCAUCAGCCCUCAGCGCAUAAACAUGUGCGGCCAGCUCAACCUGGUCUGCUUUGACAAGACAGGAACGUUGACUGAGGAUGGCCUGGAUAUCUGGGGCUUUCUCCGAGCCCAGGAGGGCAGGUUCCUCUCCCUGGAGCGCGACGUGGCCUCCCAGAGUCUCACUCGGUCCUGUUUCAUUGCCGCCAUGGCGACUUGCCACUCCCUGACCAACAUCGACGGGAAAGCUGUCCUGGAGAUCCCCUGGACUGCAAGAUGUUCGAAAGCGACUGGAUGGGUCCUGGAGGAGCCCACAGCCGAGGAGACGGCCCUGCAUGACCAGAUCAUGCCCACCGUUGUUCACACCGCCCCGCCAGUCUACCUGCACAACCCCGAGCUGUGGCGAUGCGAGCUCCAGGAGCUGAUGAACUCCUAUGAAUCGGAAUCAUCAGCCAGUUCCCCCUUCUCCUCUGCCCUGCAGCGUAUGAGCGUGGCCCGCACCCUUGGCCAGCGGAGGCUGAUCGCGUACAUGAAGGGGGCACCUGAGACGGUGGCCAGCCUGUGCAAGAAGGAGACGGUGCCGGAAGAUUUCUCCCACAUUCUGGAGAAGUUCACUCGGCAGGGGCUGAGGGUGAUUGCGCUGGCUUGUCGCAAGUUGGAGGCGAAGCUGACCUGGCACAAGGUGCAGACGGUGAACAGAGCCGUGAUCGAGGCCAACAUGGAGUUCCUGGGCCUGAUCAUGAUGCAGAACAAGCUGAAGCCACGCUCUGUCCCCAUCAUUAGGGAGCUCCAGAGUGCCCGUAUCCGCAUGGUGAUGGUGACAGGAGACAACAUGUUGACCGCCCUGUCCGUGGCUCGCGAGUCUGGGAUGAUCCCCCCGCAUGGGAAGGUGAUCAUCACAGAGGCGACACCCCCCAAGGACGGUCAGGUGGCCACCAUCAACUGGCAGUACGCAGAGGAGUCGGGUGGCUGGAGGAUGCACGACACCAAGGACAUCCGAAUAACGGUGGAGGAUGGCAGUUCGAAAGACAUGCCCCCAUUACCAGAUGCCUGCUACCAUUUCGCCAUGACUGGGAAAUCCUUUGACGUGAUCACAGAACACUUCCCUGAUCUGCUUCCCAAGCUCCUCCUGUGUGGCACGGUUUAUGCUCGAAUGGCCCCAGAUCAGAAAACCCAGCUGGUGGAGGAGCUUCAGAAAGUGGACUACUAUGUUGGAAUGUGUGGCGAUGGUGCCAAUGACUGUGGGGCACUGAGGCGAGCUCAUGCUGGGAUCUCCCUCUCGGAACUCGAGGCUUCUGUGGCUUCCCCAUUCACGUCGAAGACCCCGGACAUCUCCUGCGUGCCGGACCUCAUCAGAGAGGGUCGUACAGCUCUGGUCACCUCGUUCUGCGUCUUCAAAUUCAUGGCCAUGUACAGCCUCAUCCAGUACCUCUCUGUCCUCCUGCUCUACUCGAUCCUGAGCAACCUGGGAGAUGUCCAGUUCCUCUUCAUUGACCUGGCCAUCAUCAUGAGCAUCACUUUCACAAUGAGCUUGAAUUCAUCCUGGAAGGAGCUGGUCCCACAGAGGCCACCCACCAGCCUGAUCUCCGUACCGAUACUGCUGUCUAUGCUGCUACAGAUCAUCCUCACACUGGCCUUUCAGGUCACUGCCUUCCUGCUGGUUAAGGAACAGCCCUGGUACGCAGGAACCCCCCCCUCGAAUGCUUGUAACGGGAACUGGGCUGAUGAGCUGAUCAAUACAAGCAUUCCGAUUCACAAUGACACUGAAGAGGAUCAGCACCAUAUCUCCAGCUAUGAAAACACCACGCUCUUCUUCGUCUCCUGUUGCCAGUAUCUGGCAGUUGCUUUUGUGUUCUCAAGGGGAAAGCCAUUUCGGCAACCCAUCUACAGAAACUAUUUAUUUAUGGGUUGUAUUCUGGUCCUUUACGGCUUCAUCAUCCUGAUUAUGAUGUACCCGAUCGAAAGUAUUGAUCAUUUCUUCGAGCUGGUCUGCGUACCCCUGGAUUGGCGGAAUAAGAUGCUGCUUUUAAUCCUGGCCAACCUAGCCCUUUCUUUUCUGGUGGAGAAUUUCAUCUGUGACUGCAGUGUCCGGUGGCUGAGGGUGUGUGCCGGGGCACCAACGAGUGUCCAGUCUCUGGUAUCGACACACAGCCGGACCCGGAUCCAGCCAGACCGCCCAGCAGGGGGUGGGGCCGGGGAGGACGCCCCCCGAAGGACAGGUACCGGCGCCCUGGCCCGAGAGCUGCUGCUCGACCCCGACUGGCCGCCCAAGCCCAAGACCUGCACCCUGGCCAGCGCCAUCCCCACCUCACAGGGAAACCGGGAGCACGUCGCACAGAGUGUGGAAAUGAAAAGUGCUGAUGAUACCUCGCCUCGGUCUGCAACAGUCAGGGAUACAGGAUCUACAUUCCUGCUCGUCUCCACUUCUCCAAGACCAAUGGAAAUCAAAUCUUGAGCUGCAUGCUGCGAUAAAGGCCUCUCUCCUCCUGUGGGGGUCAAUGAGGGUAUCAAAUCAGGGUUGGGGAGGGAGGGUGUGCAGACUUUAGAGAAGACAUCCCAGCUUGCUGUGCUCAAUUAGAUGCCAGCUUCAAUCUGACAUGUCUUUUCUGACCCAAUUCUCCAUCGCUCUCAGUUCCCCAAUCUAUCAAAAAUUCAUCCACCUCUUUAAAUGAUCGCAAUGAUCCAACCUCCACAGCCUUUCCAGGGCAGAGAAUUUCAGAGAUUCACAUCUCAGUGAAGGUUUUACACAUCUCAGUGUUAAAUGACCACCCCUAAUCCUGCAACUCUCUGGUUCCCUCCUUUGAGACUCUCCACGGUAAUGAAUUGAUCUGUAUGACUGGUAUACAAGACAGGUUUUUCAUGGUACGGUAGUGUAGCGGUUAGCGUAACGCUUUACAGUGCCAGCAACCUGGGUUCACUUCCGGCCGCUGUCUGUAAGGAGUUUGUACGUUCUCCCUGUGUCUGCAUGAGUUUCCUCUGGGUGCUCCGGUUUCCUCCCAACAUUCCAAAGAUGUACGGGUUAGGAAGUUGCGGGCAUGCUAUGUCGGCCCAGAAGCAUGGCGACACUUGCGGGCUGCUCCCCAGAACACUCUACGCAAAAGAUGAAUUUUGCUGUGUGUUUUGAUGUACAUGUGACUAAUUAAGAUAAAGAUAUCUUUAAAGAGGAUCACUGUACCUUGGUACAAGUGACAACAAUAAACCAAUUCCAGUUCCAAAUCUCCACGUCUACCCUGUCAAGUCCCCGCAGGAUCUGAGAUGUUUCAAUAAGAUCGGAUCUGUUUGCCCCUCAGGAUCGGAGAUGUUUCAAUA